Colletotrichum navitas is the source of this 2409-nucleotide messenger RNA. RefSeq lists its product as uncharacterized. Lineage: Eukaryota; Fungi; Ascomycota; Sordariomycetes; Glomerellales; Glomerellaceae. The transcript has a single exon. Bases 270 to 2147 code for a protein of 625 amino acids. The record is from RefSeq and is a predicted model, not a curated record.
GUUUCUUCCUUUCUUUUAGGCAUCUUCUUUUUUGCCCUUGUUCUCUUCUACCUGGCUCCCCAACUCAGAUUAGCAUAUCUUCUAUAUUGCCAUUGCCCAGCCAAUCGGUUUGGCUUUCCAUUGGGGCACUCUGUCCACAUGUCCCACUUCUGAGCUCGCUCUUCACGUACCACCACUACGACCCGAUCAGUCAGUCGACUCCCCAAACCGCAUACCGGCCAUCCCAUCUCUGCCCGCCGCCGCUUCGUCGGCCAGAGCCACCGCGCAUCAUGCCGAAGCAACGCACCAUCUUCGGCCGUCCGGUCCCCCGCUUCGGCACACGACGCAUUUCCUUCCUGCUCGUGAGCAUCUCCAUCUUCGCCGUCUUCUCCCUCCUCGUCACCCUGCCGAGCUCCAUCCCCUCCGGCCCGAGCCUCUCCAAGUACACCGACCACAAGUUCUCGAUCCCCUCGGCCAUCAAGAACCCCUUUGGUGCCUCGAGCCGCCUGAACCCCUUCAAGCCCCCCUCUCACCCGCCCCCGCGCCAGCAGAAUGACACCUUCGGCGAGUCCUCGUGGUGGGCCGACUGGAAGUGGCUCUCGGUGCCCUUCUCUUCCUCCCUGACCCUCGACGAGGAGCGCUCGCUGCUGCCACCUCUCAAGCCGCGCCCGCCCAUCUACUGCUACUACGAUACCACCAUCAAGAAGGACGCCGCCAGCAAGGACGCCGAGAGCGAGCUGCUCCUCCUCUGGCGCCGCGCCUGGUGGGCCCGCGGCUUCAAGCCCAUCAUACUCAGCGCCGCCGAGGCCAUGAAGAACCCGCUCUACGAGGAGUUCCAGCGCAGCAGCAAGGAGAUCGACCCAGACCUCAAGACCGACCUGAUGCGGUGGCUUGCCUGGGACAACAUGCGCGGCGGCCUGCUCGCCUACCACACCACCCUGCCUAUGGGCCCGCACGAGGACCCCCUCCUCUCCUAUCUCCGCCGCGGCGAGUACCCGCAGCUCACCCGCUGGAACAACAUGGGCAACGGCCUCUUCGCUGGUGGCGAGAAGGAGGUCAAUGCCGCCAUCAGGGCCACCAUGGGCAGCUCCAAGCUGAAGGACGCUAAAGACUUCGUCACCGCCGCCACCGAGGACACCUUCAAGAUCGACAACCAACCCAAGGCCAUUGCCUACUACGACUCGACCGUCAUCCAGGAAAAAUACCCCAAGGUCGCCGAGGCCAUUGCUGCCGACCGCGCGGGCGGCCUGCAGGUCCUCCGCAAACUCAUCAACGGUCAUCUGCACACGACCUGGCAGAACGUCUUCUCGGACGGCAUCGCCGUACUCAAGCCCCUGCCGCAGCACAUGACGCACAUGAUCAAGAACGCCUGGGACCUCGCCGGCGAUCUCUCCAUGUGCCCAGCCGACUCCCCCAUGCCCGGCUCCUGUCCGCCCAACAACGCAAAGUGCAAGCCCUGCGUCCCCGCGCAACCCAUGCAUGUCUCGACCCCUCCCCGAUACCGCAACACCUCAACCUUGUACACCAUCGGCACCGUGCCACACCCCUACACGACCGCGCUCCUUACAAACCUCCUGGACUCAAUCGAGAUCCCCUGGAUCCGCCGCAAGUCGGAGCGCGAUGUUUGGCUCGCCGCCGUCACGGCCGAGCUCCUCGGCGCCGGCGUCGGCGGCGCACCUCGCGUUCUGAAGUUCAAGGAAGCCAUCGCCAGCGAGUUUGCCACCGCCCACUCGCUCUGGCUCACUGCGGAAAGGGACCUUCCCAAGGACCUCGACUGGCACUUCGGCUUCGCCAUCCCCCGCAACGCCACGGACGGCACCUCCGAGACACCCGUCCCGGGCCCCGAGCGCCGCCCGCAGCCUAAGCACGACCCGGCCGACGGGCCCAUCCCCAGCCCGCAAGAGCUCGACAGGGAGCCGACCCUGCUCAAGAGGGCGCGCGAAAUGGGCAAGACCAAGGACAAGCACGAGCUCGCCGUCCGAGGGGCGAUAGAGUCAUGGAACCUGGCCGACACCGAGGCGUGGAAGUUUGCGCGGGCCUUUUUAGCACGCCGCAUCGUCGAGCGCAAGGAGUGGGAGGACAACGAGAGCCACUACGCCGGCGGCGUCGGCACCGAGAAGGGGCGCCGCACGAGCUGGGGCGGCCGCUGGCGUGAUAACAAGGACUAGACGCGUCGUUGCAGUCCGUAACGAAAGCGCUAACAGGAGAGUCGAACAGAGGAACGGGAAUUGGAAAGGACCGAGCAGCAGCAGCAUCAUUAUUUCCAUACAGAAGCGAUGCUGCUCGGAACACUGUAGCUGUAGCAUAGGCGUCAUGGAAAAACGGUGUAUCAUGAGUAAGGUGCUUGUCUGCGUGUAUUUUUACGGAUCUGUUGGGCAUCAGGAAUUUCUUGGGAGUCGGUAGAUAUUGAAUCACAGAAUUGUCCACACA